Staurois parvus is the source of this 363-nucleotide messenger RNA. The record is from the annotation of a GenBank genome assembly. Lineage: Eukaryota; Metazoa; Chordata; Amphibia; Anura; Ranidae.
GUCUCCCCACGCUGCUGCUGGGGGGACUUUUUAACAUAGGCCUCUACCUGUGUAUGGCCUUCAAUUGAAGCUGCUUCUGCUCCGCCACUCUGCCAUUGGACUCUUGAUAGUCGUCUCCCCACACUGCUGCUGGGGGGACUUUUUAACAUAGGCCUCUGUAUGGCCUUCAAUUUAAGCUGCUUACGCUUCGCCACUCUGCCAUGGGCCCCUGUACCGCCUCCUCUUGCUGCUGCCAGGUCCAGAGUGUGUCAUGGGUCCCUGUACGGCCUCCCAUUGCUGCUGACUUCAUCGCCAGACUCUGCCAUGUGCCACUUUCAGGUCUCCUUACACUGUUGGUGGGUUCCAUUUUGUGAUAGGGUGCUG